Lates calcarifer (barramundi perch) is the source of this 825-nucleotide messenger RNA. Its product is annotated as urease accessory protein UreE. Bases 138 to 500 code for a protein of 120 amino acids. The record is from RefSeq and is a predicted model, not a curated record. NCBI's taxonomy places the organism in Eukaryota, Metazoa, Chordata, Actinopteri, Centropomidae. The transcript has 4 exons.
AAAGCAAAAAUGUCCUGAUAGGAGUUCAGGCUUCAGAUUGAGGUGUGGCUGCACAUAAAAAGGACCAACAGGUGACAGCUCUGUCUAUGGAUCUGCUCUCCAGCAAACAGAUCUAUAGUUUCACCUGAAGUUUCAAAAUGUACGGACACAACCAAGGAAACCAGUAUCCCCCCGGUUACCCAAACCAUCCUCAACAGAUGCCGGGAGGUUACCCUCACUAUCCUCCUGGCACAGUCCCACCAAACUGUCCUCCUCAGCCCCACGGUCCACAGGGAACCUACCCUGGACACGGACCUGGGCCUGGUUACGGACAUGGCCAAGCUCACGGACACGGACACGGACAUGGACAUGGACAUGGACAUGGACAAUGCCAUGGUCAGGGCCAUGGACAUGGGCACAAGCACAAGCACAAGCACGGUCACAAGCAUGGCAAGUGUCACAAGAAAGGAAAGGACUGUCACGGGUCCUCCAGCAGCUCCUGCAGCAGUGACUCUGACUGAGGAAGAUUCCUGGAUGGAGAGAGAAAUUGGCCUCCUGGAAACCUUCAUCCUCUUAUUAUAUAUUAUAAUCAACAUUUUACUGCCUAAAUAUGUCUUCAAAAAUAAAGCUUAAAACUGUAUUUGUAUCAAACACCAGCAUAUUUAUAAAAAUGUACCCACUGGCUUCUGUCAAAACAUACAGUAUAUGAAAAAUAAACAUUUAGCUAUUAUUAAAAUUCCAUAACUUUGGUGUAAGAGACACAUUACAGAUAUUAUUGUAUCCCCGAUUGUGUUUUGGAGCAACAGAUUUCUGUGUGUGAUCAGUUGCAAUAAAUUAAUAAUGCAA